Cylas formicarius (sweet potato weevil) is the source of this 873-nucleotide messenger RNA. RefSeq names its product estradiol 17 beta-dehydrogenase 5-like. Gene Ontology annotation, molecular function: aldose reductase (NADPH) activity. Bases 1 to 873 code for a protein of 290 amino acids. Gene Ontology annotation, cellular component: cytosol. The transcript has 6 exons. NCBI's taxonomy places the organism in Eukaryota, Metazoa, Arthropoda, Insecta, Coleoptera, Brentidae. The record is from RefSeq and is a predicted model, not a curated record.
AUGGGUAGACCAAUACACCAAAUGGAUGUGAGAAGCGCCUUUUUGUAUGGAGAUAUAGAAGAACAGGUAUUCAUGGUGUUACCAGGAUAUGUUGAUUCCGAUUGGGGUGGAGAUACGAUUAAUCGCAAAUCCACCACAGGUUUUAUAUUUAAGAUGUUUAAUUGUACUAUCGCCAGGGCCAGCAAGAAGCAGCAAACAGUAGCCAUAUCAUCAACAGAGUCAGAAUACAUAGCGUUGAGUCUAGCAACAUUUCGACACUGCAUAUGUAUACGGCAACGAACAUAUCAUCGGCAAGGUCCUCAACAAGUGGUUUUCAUCUGGAAAACUCAAGAGAGACGAUGUUUUCAUAACUACGAAAUUGCCAUUUCACGGCAACUAUCCCGAAGGAAAUUUCUUAAGGAGUCCCUGGCGGCCCCACAAAUGAAUUAUGUUGACCUAUAUUUAGUCCAUUCCCCGAUUCGAAUGAGAGGCAGGUGUGGGGGCGUAGACGGAUUGUCUAUGGAUCAUGUAGGCGUUUGGCGCGAAAUGGAGAAACAGGUGAAGGCGGGUCGCGCCAAAACGAUUGGCGUCUCUAAUUUCAAUCAAAGACAAGUAGAGAGACUUCUUAAAGAGGCAGAAAUUAAACCAGUCUGCAACCAAAUCGAAUUAAAUGUGUAUCUACCUCAAACGCAAUUAAUGGAAUUCCUCCAAGCGAAUGGAAUCGUUGUAGUUUCGUUUUAUUCUUUAGGAAGCUCUAGACCGAUAGAACGACGAGACAAGAUUGGCUUACCUCAAACAGCUGCAAGAUCAUCCGGAAUAUCCUCACCCUGUACGAGACGACUAACCUGGCUUUAUUUGUGUAAUAUGCCAAAUAAAAAAUAUAUAAAUGUAUAA